ACGUGCAUUUCACGUAGAUUGUCAGGUUUAUUUUUGGGAGAAACCUGAAUAAUUGUUAACGUUAAAAUAUAGAAUGUAGACACCGGUGUUAAUUGAAUAUACAAAGUUUUGGAAUUAGUAAAGAUUUUGUAAUAAUUGUUGGAAUUAUAUCGUCUGAUAUAGAGACAUGAAAAAUGAAGAAAUGCCAAAUCACAGCAGAUGGUCAAGAACUUGUGUAACAAAGACUGUCAUUAUAGUGGUUAUUAUCUUAAUCAGUUUACAAUACCUCGUUAAUGUCGCCAUCUUCCGGCACAAUGAUUCCAUUAUUUUCUUACAACUUCUGGAUUCCUCUUUUGGAAAAAUGUUGAACCAGACUGGAAUAAAUAUGAAAGGACGCAUGCGUGACUCUGUGACGAAAAUGGAGAAACCAUUAGAACCUUGUCCAAUUAUUCCGCCAAAACUCCAGGGUCAUGUGAAAGUUAAUGCACAAGUUGCUGCAUGGGCAUACAUUGAGCAAGAAAAUUCCAUGCUGAAACGUGGUGGCCGUUACAAGCCGCCGGACUGUAUAGCUAGAAACCGUGUUGCCGUGAUUAUUCCGUACAGAGACAGAGAAAUUCAUCUAAAAAUAUUUUUGAGGAACAUGCACCCAUUUUUACAAAGACAACAAUUAGAUUAUGGCAUUUUUGUUGUAGAGAUGGAAAAGAACAUCAGAUUUAACCGAGCCUUACUAAUGAAUGUAGGGUUUGUAGAGGCUAUGAAACAAUACGACUAUCAAUGUUUUAUAUUUCACGAUGUGGACCUUCUACCCGAGGAUGAUCGGAAUCUGUAUACAUGUCCACAAUUUCCUCGACAUAUGUCUGUAGCUAUUGAUAGACUUCAGUACAAACUGCCAUAUGCACAAAUAUUCGGAGGUGUCAGUGCCAUAUCGACAGAACAGUUUCGGAACAUUAACGGUUUUUCUAACAUUUUCUUCGGAUGGGGUGGCGAGGAUGAUGACAUGUAUAGAAGAAUUUUGUACAGUAAUCUCACUGUGAUAAGAUACUCACCGGAAGUAGCUCGAUACAAAAUGCUAAUACAUGUCAAGGAAAACGGGAAUUCAGACAGAUUUAUGCUUUUAAGAACAGUUAAAGCAAGACAGAAAACAGAUGGAAUAACAAGCCUUAAAUACAAGGUUGAGAAAAUGGAGCUUACAUCUUUAUAUACGUGGAUACUUGUUAGUGUCAACGAGACAGAGAUAAUUGACGCUGAACCAAUUCAUAAGUUGGCAGCAAAACAUUUGCGACGAGGAAAACUUUUGCCAAACCCAAAUCCUGUCCAAGGGAAAGUCGCUCAAGGCAAGAUGAAUUCACAAGUAAAUAGCGGUAAACUAAGCAAGGCAAUACAACCUGAAAUUAUAAAACCAGUUCAAAAAGUUAAUGUAGCACAGAAUGAUGAUAAAAACAAGGAGAUUAAGCAAGGAAACUUAGUUCAAAGUGAGAGUAAAAAUCAGGGACUCCAAGGAAAAGAGGUUAAAUCUAAUGUUGAAAAGACAAGUAAUACAAAAAGUGCUGCUAAAGUAAAUCUAGCGAUGAAAAACACUGUGAAAAACACUGUAAAUGAAAAGAACAAGGACAAACCAAAAGACCCUACAAAAAAUAUGCAAGUGAAAACUGAUGCAAAAGCAGCUUCGGUACCAAAAUUAAAACCUAAUGAACCAAAAAUAAAACUGAUAGCUGGGUUAGCGAGACGUAAAAGCAUCAAAUUUGUCAGCUGGAUUCCAAAUGACUUCAAAGGAAUUUUGCCAACAAAUCUUACCAAAUUUGAACCAUUACCACAUAUUGUACCUCCACAUGUAAAUAAGAAAAAGGCUUUACUUGACAGAUUGGCAAAAAGCAAAAAUCUGCAGAAUCAAGUUAUUAUAAAUAGAUCUUCAACAAAUAUAGUUAACAGUGUAGACAGUAGGAAAAGUGUUCACGAAGGAAAUGAUGUCAAUGCAAAGAACUUACCUCUGAAAACAGACGCUGAAGUUCGCAAUGGUGGGAACAAACAAUUACCAAUUAAUGCGAAUAAAGAGAGUUUUCAAACUAUAGUUAACGCAGAAAAUAGCACAAAUAUAAAUAUUGUAGGUAAACAAAUAGAUAAAAUGAAAGCAUUGAGAUAACAGGAUAACCAGAUAGUUAUGAUAGAACACUUUACUGUAGAUCUCAUAAAAUUACAAUGAACUCCACAUAUGACCAGCAAACAAGUUCACGUGAUAGUGAACAGUGUUCGGCAUAGUGGGGCGGGUACAGUUCCGGUCAAGGUGACCUUGUGAUAAUGGUUACACGCGUGACCUAUAGAAUUAUUUAUCAUUUUAAGUAAGCGGACACUUUUUCUUGCCAAUUCUAAAAUGUACCUGAUGACUGGCUCUGAAAUUGUGGCGCAGUUAAGUUUAUUUAUUUCCUCUGUCAGUCAGAUCAUUUGUAUCAAUAUUUAUUCAUCGAUCAGAAUCUUAUUUCAGCAUAAUCGUGUCAUAUUUAAUUUAUAAUUAUGUACAGUGAUUGGCCAUAAGUAAGUCAUCAAAAUAACCGUCUUAACGUUUACCAAUCUUAGCUCUUUACCAUAAAUUAAACAUAACAAUCUUACCUUAAUUAUAAUUAAGUUCUUCUUCUUUGGUCCUCGCUUUGACUUGACGUAUUAGGUAUAUGCUGUUUUGUAAGACCAUACAAAAAGUCUUUUAAGUCUGCCCUAAACUUUAUUGAACAUUUUGGCCGACCAUGUUUUGCUUUAUGCAAAGCCAUACAUUUUCAAUAACGUUUAUAUCUGAAGGCCAAGUCAUUAAUGGAGUAUUUUUUUUACAUUUUCCAUUUGUUGUCCCGCAAAUUGUGCAGCGUAUUAUUUUCUCGUUGUAUUGUUGUUGUUGUAGUUUGAGGAAUUCUCUCAGGGCUAUAAGAUUUACUGACUUAAAGUCAUUGAUUUUUAAAAUCUAUAAGAUAUAAAAAAUCGUCGUAACCUUCCUGAGUUUAUUUUAAUAAUGCUAUUUUGCCGACUUUGGGAAACGACGAGCUUAUAAAAGUUUUGUGUGUCAUAAGACAUCUAAAGAGGUUACCAAUGAAAAAUUUCGACAAUACAUAAAAUGUUUUAAAUUGACCAAUCAGACUGAAACAUGUAUAUAACAAUCUGUUUACAAUUUGUUUCUCAGACUUAUGUAACAUGCAGACUAAUUUAAGUAACACCUUUGUUGUUUUAAAACAUUUAGUCGACAUUUAUUUGUCUGUAUAAUUCGUACAUACUGUGUCCACAUCUGUAUAUUAAAAACACAAUGAUUCAUUCAAUAACAGUAUCUGAUGCAAACAUUUGAGAAUACUUUUUAAUGUUUUAUAACAAUAAUUCAAAUUGAAUAAUAUUUAAACAAUAAAUAAAGACAUUUAUAAUAUCAAUAAUUCCAUAAUAUUAUCUAUAUUUUCACGACAGAACAUUACCUGUACUCACAGGUAUUUUUGCUUUUCGAACACCCUGAUAAUUCUACUAAGUUCACCUCUUUGGGUAAUUCUACCUCAAAGGCAUUCAAUGUUCUUUGUCCAUGUGUAUUUUGGUCACUGGUUCAAAAACAACAGCAUAAUUCAAUCUCUGUAGUUCCCUAUGUACUGAACACACCGACGAAAAUAGAGUCAUCAUGAUGAAUGAGAUCAGCAGUAUUUUUUCCCAAACUCCACAUCUUCUACAUGGCACUGUCUCUUCCUUCCCAUGGUAAUAGCAUCGUUAGCUUGAUAAUCCCUAUGUCUAUAGCGAUAUUGUCUUCCCAUAUGGUCACUCUGUCCUAACGUUUCCGAAUUUCUCUCCUCUACUGUUGUUGUAAGUUUGGCCAUAACGACCGCCAAUACUUCCACAGCGCUUUCGAUGGCUGUGGGUUGUGGUAUUUUGUCCAUAGCGUUAACAGAAAUGACUGGAGCAAUGAUCAUUAUGGAUGCAAUAUUGUAAAGACCUGAUCAAAGUUUUUUAGAAUUAUGCGUACUCACAGCCGAUCCAAUGUUCCUGUCCUUACCAGACAAUUCAAUGUGUACUGCGAUUGCAUCGUCCAGUCUGUUUUUCUAUAGCAGUAAUGCAUUUUCCAGCCUAAAAUUGAAUUUUUCAAUAUUUCCAUUGCUUCAUUGUUUCAGAAGAAAUAUGUUUAAGACUACUGUAUCGGUUUGCUGAACUUAUAUUUUUUCUGUCAAUCCUACUUUUAGUCCUCCAAAUGUAGUAGGUGGACUCACUAAUGAUACAAUCCACAGGCGGGAAUGUCUUUCCAAAUACCAAAAUAAAGUGGCAAACGCCUGAUCAUCUUUAUUACCUGUGCACGCUUGAUACUGUUCAAAUCUUUUGAGGUAUAUCUCUAUAUCUUCCGCCCCGUCUCUUCUGAAA
Molecule: messenger RNA, 4341 nt
Organism: Ruditapes philippinarum (Manila clam)
Lineage: Eukaryota; Metazoa; Mollusca; Bivalvia; Venerida; Veneridae
Exons: 7
Coding region: 167-2119 (650 amino acids)
Biological process (GO): carbohydrate metabolic process; glycosphingolipid biosynthetic process
Molecular function (GO): N-acetyl-beta-glucosaminyl-derivative 4-beta-N-acetylgalactosaminyltransferase activity
Source: RefSeq, a predicted model, not a curated record